Messenger RNA from Mobula hypostoma (lesser devil ray), 4403 nucleotides. RefSeq names its product oxidative stress induced growth inhibitor family member 2 (gene osgin2). Gene Ontology annotation, biological process: negative regulation of cell growth. The record is from RefSeq and is a predicted model, not a curated record. The transcript has 7 exons. NCBI's taxonomy places the organism in Eukaryota, Metazoa, Chordata, Chondrichthyes, Myliobatiformes, Myliobatidae. Gene Ontology annotation, molecular function: growth factor activity. Bases 535 to 2058 code for a protein of 507 amino acids.
AGCAAUAGGAUCCGCAGAACGGACACCAGAGCUCCACCCCCAGCCGUGUCACAGUGACUGGGAGGCCGAAAACUCGAUAGAAGUGUUUCAGAUUUUUUCGUGCGCGAAUCCUGCGGGUUCCGGGUUCUUUACCGGCACGUGGAAAUUCUCACCGCGGGUUUGGCUGAUUUUAAACCCUCGUCCAGUUUAUUCGAGGAGGGUCACGAACCUCAUUGUUGUCAGUACAAGAAAUCAAAUCCAUCAGGUUAUUUAGAGUGGCAGAGAGAAAGAAAGGAGAUUCUUGGUGUGAUGCCAGCUUCCAUUUGUAUCCACACGUAGUUAUGGGACCUCUUGAGAAAAGCAGGUGAAUUCUGCCACCAGCAAUCCAAGCUGAGAAAAGUUCCACCCACCGGAGCAGUCUUGGUUAUAUCAAAGCUUGUGUUAUCUUUCUGAAAAGUUUGAAAUAGAACAGAAUUGUGACUUGUGAAGCCUCGAUGUGAAAAUUAAGUGGUGGAAGGGGUACUGCCUGCUCUGUUAUUGUUCCAACUGGUAGCAAUGCCACUACUAGAAGAAACUACUCUCCUUGGGGAUGUCCCAGUAAAUAUACCUGUCACUGUUAUAGGAAAUGGUCCCUCUGGAAUAUGUCUUUCCUACCUGCUGUCUGGAUAUAGACCAUACAAAGCACCAGGAGCUGUACAUCUAAAUCCAAUCCUUAAUAACAAAUUGGAAGAAGGAGUAAAUGUUUCUGUUGUGGAUCAGGAUUUGGAAUAUCUUUCGGAAGGUCUUGAAGGCAGGUCAACCAAUCCAGUGGCACUGCUCUUUGAUGCACUUCUUCACCCUGAAGCAGAUUUUAGGUUUGAUUCUCCUUCAGUUGUACAGUGGAAACAAGAAAAACACAACAGCAUUCCUCACAUUGUGCUGGGAAAAGGACCACCUGGUGGUUCAUGGCAUAUGAUGAAUGGAUCAAUGCUAACAAUUAGUGUGAACAGUUGGAUGGAGCUACCAGGUUUGAAACUGAAAGACUGGACCAAUGGUAAAUGGAGAAAUCUGACGAAUGAUAGAGCAACUCCAGAAGAAGUGGCUUCAUAUUAUAAAGACUAUGUUAAGAUUAUGGGUCUUCAGAAAAACUUUAUUGGCAAUACUUGUGUCACUUCUGUCUCAAAGUUGCAGCAAGAUCAGAAGUAUAUAAAGGGCAAAAUACCAAAAAGUGUUAAAAUAGAUACCACUACACAACAGCUGCCUGCUACUGAAAAUGGAUUUCUUCACAGUCCUUGGGAAGUCAGAGGAUACCAGAGAAGUGGAGAUGGAUCAAAUUUGCCUUUUUGUCUUUAUGCUGAAAAUGUUGUCUUAGCCAUUGGUACCAAUGAUUUGCCUGCCAGACUUGGGGUAGAAGGUGAAGACUUGCCUUUUGUAUUUCACAGCAUCUCAGCCUUUGAAUCGGCUAUCAAAAGCUGCAAAGUCAACCAGGCAUCAGAUUCUGUUCUAAUUGUUGGUGCAGGGCUGACUGCAGCAGAUGCAGUAUUGUGUGCCAACUAUCACAAUAUCCCUGUCAUUCAUACAUUUCGAAGAAGCGUAACUGACCCAGCCUUGAUCUUCAAGCAGCUUCCAAAGAAACUUUAUCCAGAGUAUCACAAGGUUUAUCAAAAGAUGUGCAAGCAAUGCUACAUCACAAAUUCAUACUCUAACUACACUAGCUUUCCUGAAACAUGCAUUGUUUCUUUUGUACCAGGUAUGAAAUGUAUCCUUCAAACUGCUUCAGGAAGGAGUAUUAGUCUAAGUAUCUCAAUGGCCCUGGUGCUGAUAGGUACUUACCCCAAUUUGUCCUUUCUUAAAGAGCAUGGAAAAUACUUGGGAAUAGAUCCAAGUAAGCCCAUUUCAUGUAAGAAAAAUCCUAUUGACAUUAAUCCUUAUACAUUUGAGUGUACUAAAGAGAGUGGCAUUUUUGCUAUGGGCCCGUUAAUUGGAGAUAACUUUGUCCGCUUUCUUAAAGGUGGAGCUCUGGGCAUCACAAGUUGUUUAGUGAAACGCUUGAAGGAAAAGGAGCAGUUAAUUUCUGAAACUGGAAAUGAUGAUGGUUAACAAAGUUUAAGAUUAAUGGUCAAUAUAGACCUGUUCACUUUAUCAAAAGCCUCCUACUGUAAUCUUUUAGGAAUAGAUUCUUGAUGCGAAGGAACUAGUGCAUGCCCUGUUCACUUUUUGAUUAAAAAAAUGGAGGAAAUGGUUUAGUUAAUUGUUAGUGUGCUCAGCAGAAAGGCACACGUCUUUGUUUUGUGAAAUACUCAUUUCUUCAUGCAACAAUGAGUUAUAAACUUAGCAAACAAGCAAAUCUAUUCUCAAAAGUCUAUCUACAAAUGUACUCAAACUCAAAAGGUCACAAUAGCAGAAACCUCAUGUGAGAAUUGUUCAUUGCUUCUGGCCAUCUUCCUCCAAUGCAUUUCGUGGUCUAUUCAUUUCAGUGAGCCAACUAGUUUUUUCUUUGCCUAUAGAGAGAGAUUGUUUGAAUAAGUGCCCUCUCAACCAAAAUUAUGCUGUUCAAGACAAUUUGAUAAGACUAGUAUGAUUGCUUUUUGAACAUUCCUGGGGUCCUUGUCCAUCUCCAAAUAGCAAAUAUCCUGAAGCAUUUUGAUUGUAUGCAGUCAUUGACCUGAUGAAGAAAUAUAUUGAAAGUUCACAACAUUUUAUUAUGAAACUGAAAAUAGUGUGAAAAUCAAAGCCAGAACUCUAAAAGUAACAUUGCCAUAGCAGUAGGGAGCCAAGUAGCUUCUGUCCAUAUGUGUUAAUGUCCAAAGGGUGUUUGGCAACUCUCCCAGUUUAGGCAUAGAUUCUAAAUAUUUGUGGGUAGAAUACUGCAGGGCUGACUUGGCUGUGAGCUUGAUUGAAAUUGUGUCUUAAAUUGUGGCAGCUGGUCUGACUGGUUGUAUUCCUUUCCUGACAAUGUUUUAUGUAACUAGCUUGCAAUGCACAUUUAAUCAAAUGAGGAAUUCGGGCAAGGGAAGCGGAUUUCCUUUCUGAAGUACCAUUAGCAAAUUGGACUGUUCACAACAACCCAGAAAUUGUAGUAUCAGCAUUACUGAUAAAUAACAUGAUAGAAUAACGUUUAAAAAAAAUUUAAUCACACUCUGUAAACAAUAACAGCCUCUUCUUCUUCACUAUCAUCUAUCAAUUCUAGUUUGCCUGGUUGCUCUUCUGCAAUUGAUUGAUCUAUAAAUAAUUUGUAAAUUCAAGCCGGAAAUAAUAAAAAAAAAAUGUAAUGGAAAGAUGGAGCAGAUCAGGGAAUAUCUCUGGAAAGGAACAUAUUUGGUUUAUUUUAACUUUGAGAGAAGGGUGGAGAUGAAGAGUCUGAAUGACAAUUGGUACUGCUGUCAAUUGAGAGAAGAUGGGAAAGACUUGUUGAAUGCCGGAUCCUGAUGCCUGGAGAAGUAAAUUGAAUGUGAUGAGUGAAAACAGGAAAAAAGUAAAAUGAGAAUAUCUGCACUCUGAUAAAUACUGGAAAAACAAAACACAACAGAUGCUGGAAGUCUGAAAUAAAUGUGAGGAAAUGUUGAAAAUACUCCUGUGCAGUGAAAACCUAGAUUACAAUUUCAGCUUGAUAAAACUGGGAUGGUUGACUUCAGAUAACCAAAGAUGAGUCAGGCAGCUUGGAAAGCGUGCCUGAGUUUAUGUCAGCCUUCCCAGCAGUGGCGAGAAUGGGAGUGUAAUGGAAAAUGAAGUGACAAGUGAAUGGAUGCUUUGGGUCAUCCUUGUGAAUUGACAGGUAUUCUGAAAAGAGGCUAUUCCGUAUUUGGCUUCUCCGAUGAAGGGAAGACCACACAGUAAACUUCAAAUACUGCAUACUACAUUAGAUGAGUACAAGCAAAGGGUUAGUUAGGUAGCUAGGAGAUGGGAAGAGGUGAAAGGCCAGCAUUGCUUGGGAAGGUGCCUUUAGUAGGGAUAUAGAUGCUGAUGGAGAUGGAAGACUAUUGAAAAUGAGGCAACACACAGAAACAAACAGUUUGGAAUAAUGUAAUGAGAGGGAAUAAAAUUGUCAAUGAGGCUGGCAUCACAAAUGAAUUAAUGUAGGAUGAUCCAUUGAAUGUGCAGGCUGGCAGGAUAAGAAGAGAAGUUCAGGAAAUAAAACAUGACUAACAGCUUUGCCAACUAUAGCGGAGGGGAAGAAGCCAUAGUUAAAAUAAAAUAACUGAUGUCACCAGAAGCACCAGUGUGGAAAUUGUCUGCCAUUAUAACAGAUAGAGAAAUUUGGAGAAUGGAAUGUAGGUAUUAAAAAAAAACAGGGUACGAGGUGGUCAAGGCAGUUGUGGGAGCUGUGACUUGUAAUGGAUUUUGAUCACCAACUUGUUCCAUGAGAUGAAAAAGAAGUCAAGGAAAGAACUGAUCAGAGAUGGUCACAAUAAAGAAGUGAAAAUAAUGUAGAAGCUAGCAACAAA